Molecule: messenger RNA, 2417 nt
Organism: Limulus polyphemus (Atlantic horseshoe crab)
Lineage: Eukaryota; Metazoa; Arthropoda; Merostomata; Xiphosura; Limulidae
Product: solute carrier family 2, facilitated glucose transporter member 10-like
Exons: 11
Coding region: 1-1749 (582 amino acids)
Biological process (GO): transmembrane transport
Cellular component (GO): membrane
Molecular function (GO): transmembrane transporter activity
Source: RefSeq, a predicted model, not a curated record
AUGAACUCGUAUUUUGGACCAGGUAUUAUAUCAGGAGCACUGUUACAGCUGAAAGUAGAAUUUCAACUCAACUGUGUCUGGCAAGAAUUGGUUGUGUCGUCCCUGUUGUGUGGAGCAUUUCUGGCUUCUUUGGUGGGAGGGAUCAUUGUGGAUCACUAUGGGCGUAGGACGUCAAUAUUUUUUGCUGGGUUCCUGUUUAUUGCGGGCUCCAUGCUGCUUUGCUUUAGCCCGACAAUUUUGUUGGUGUUGGUUGGACGCUUCAUCUUAGGAUUUGGUGUUUCGUUGUCUAUUACAGCAGAGUGUACUUAUGUAUCCGAAUUAUCUACUCCGAAACAUCGUGGAAUGCUAGUGUCCUUAACUGAAGUAGGAAUAACGUUCGGUUUUCUUCUUGCCUUUCUUAUUAACUACCUAUUCAUAUCUAUCCCUCGAGGGUGGCAAUACAUGUUUGGUCUAGCUGCAGUGCCUGCUGUUUUACAACUUGCAGGAAUGGUUUUUCUUCCACGUAGUCCGUAUUAUUUGUUGAUGAUCGGGAAAAAUGAAGAGGCAGCUGCUGUAUUAAACAAGAUUUCUCCUGGUGGUGAUACAUCAAAACUAAUAGAAUCUAUUCAAAGAGACAUGGCACAGCAAAAGUUGAUAACGUACUGCCAGCUGUGUAGUUCCAAAGACAACAUGUCUGUAAGAAUGGCUAUAGGAAUGGGUCUUGUUUUCUUACAACAGUUUACAGGCCAGACGAACGUCUUGUAUUAUGCACCACUCAUCUUUCAACAAGUUGGAUAUACAUCAGACGAAGGAGCUACUCUGGCUGCACUUGGUUUGGGUGUAAUUAAGGUGAUUGCUGCAAUUGUAUCCAUGUUGCUCGUUGACAAGUUGGGGAGACGUGCUCUUCUCCUGGCAGGUGUGUUGAUGAUGGCCACAAGUAUUUGGUUUUUAGGAUUUGUUCUAACCUUUGAUCCCGUAAGUCAAGUGGUGAUCCAGUGUGUGGAAACUCCAUUGUAUCAUCAAUCUGUUUUGCAUAAUAUAUCUCAAAGUGAUCUUCCGACUUCAAUACCAAAGACACCGAUUGCUCUAAAUAUUUUUUUAAAGAGAAACUUGCCUUUGGAUCGCUUAGAUAUUCAUAAUUCCUCAGACCUACUACAUAAUAUUGGACCAGCCUCUUUGCAUUUAAUUCCCAAAGUUCCUAGCAUCAUAUCGCCAUCAAAUUUGACAACAAAAGAUCGUGUGUUCUACGAAACAGUUUCAAAUAGUAGUUCUUCUGUUGGUCAGGCAAGGUUACUCAAUACGACUGUGUCGAUAGACCUGACGAACAGUACUGCCGAGUCUGGAAAAGUUUCAUCUGUAAAGUUUAUGGCGUUGGCUGCGCUAAUGUUGUAUGUGUUUGCUUAUGGAGUGAGUUUUGGUCCAGUAACUUGGCUAGUUCUCACCGAGAUAUUUCCAACUAUCAUUCGAGGUCGGGCGAUGUCUAUAGCAACAUCUCUCAACUGGGGAACAAACAUUGUCAUGUCAGCUUCAUUUUUGCAUUUUAUGGAAUCUCUAGGUGUGGGCGGAGCAUUCAUCUUCUAUGGCAGUGUUUGCAUAGGAGCUGCUGUAAUAAUUUUUUUCGUGAUGCCCGAGACAAAACAGAAGAGCCUUGAAGAUAUCAACUUAAUCCUAAGAUCGGGAAUGUAUCUGAAGGAGAGAUGUUGCUGUUUUUGGAAGUCUUCACAAGAUUAUUCCGAGUAUCACCCCCUCACGGAGUCGCUAUCUUCCUAGUACUAGUUGAGCAAUUGUUUUGUUGUUUCUCGUCAUGAAAAUUUGAAGUUAUGAAUUACAUUUUUAUUCUAUUUAAAUGGAGUUAGACUGCACCCAGUAUUCAUUAGUUUAAGUUGUAGGAAAAAUGCUGGUUUUAGAUUUUGUUGACCCUAAGAUACUUAUAAAUUUAAAGCAGCUUAUAUUAAUAAGACGUACAGUAAUACCGGUUUAAAGUUCCAAAUCAAUCCCAUUGAUUUUUAUUAAUGUUCAUUUUCUCAAAAGUAAAUUAUAGCACUUUUGAUUUAAUUAUCAUCAAAAUAGUCUUUUCAAGUAGGUUAACUUUGAUGGUACUUGUAUAUUAUAAUUAUGAGAUUUAGAGGUGUUUAUGAAUUUUGGUUAUUUAAAACGUCCAUUUGUGUGCCAAAAAGAUGUAGCAAGAAUAAGCAGAAAAUCGUAGAAUUAAAUGUUAUCUAUUAUUAUUGUUAUAAAAUACCAAAUUAUAUUUCAAAAAAUACCUGUAGUAGCUAAAGUAAGAACAUCAAAAAUUAUGAUGUGUAAACCUGUAGUAGCUAAAGUAAGAACAUCAAAAAUUAUGAUGUGUGAACCUGUAGUAGCUAAAGUAAGAACAUCAAUAAUUAUGAUGUGUAAACCUGUAGUAGCUAAAGUAAGAACAGCAAUAAUUAUGAUGU